Chiloscyllium plagiosum (whitespotted bambooshark) is the source of this 3621-nucleotide messenger RNA. It is a transcript of the gene rnf126, whose product is annotated as ring finger protein 126. Gene Ontology annotation, biological process: protein ubiquitination. Gene Ontology annotation, cellular component: cytoplasm. Gene Ontology annotation, molecular function: ubiquitin protein ligase activity. Lineage: Eukaryota; Metazoa; Chordata; Chondrichthyes; Orectolobiformes; Hemiscylliidae. The record is from RefSeq and is a predicted model, not a curated record.
CGUAUGAGGUCAUAUGUUUGACACGCCGGAGCACCCGUAUUGUACGUCACUGUGGCGGCUUUACGUGAAUAUGGCGGAGGCUUCCUCACUCUCUCGCUAUUUCUGUCACCGCUGUUCGGCCGAGAUUCUCCCCAGGCUACCUGAAUAUACAUGUCCAAGAUGUGAUUCUGGCUUCAUAGAAGAACUACUCGAUCACGUACCAAGAAAUACUGAAAAUGGCUCCAGUUCAACAGCUUCCACAAGUGACCAGACUCGACAGUUAUUCGAGGGUUUGGACCAGCACUUGCUAUCCUUACCACAAGGUAGUUAUGGACAGUUUACAUUCGGCAUUCUGGAUGAUCCCUUUGACCCCUUUUCCUUUGGAACUAACCAGACCUCAGAAGAGAAUAGAGAUUCUGAGAAUAGGAGGGAUCGCGAACACCAGUCACGGCCACGAUAUAGCUCUAGGCAACCCAGAGCACCCAGGUUUCCAUCACGGCGUCCUACAGCACGAAAUGAAGGAGUGCCAACUCUAGAGGGAAUUAUUCAACAAUUGGUUAAUGGAAUCAUUGCACCUACAGCAGUGCCAAACUUGGGAUUAGGUCCAUGGGGUGUCUUACAUUCAAAUCCAAUGGAUUAUGCAUGGGGAGCCAAUGGCUUGGACACAAUCAUUACACAGGUAGUUAAUCUGCUUCUGAACCAGUUUGAAAAUACUGGCCCACCUCCGGCAGACAAAGAGAAAAUCAAGACACUUCCUACGGUAGAAAUAACAGAUGAGCAUGUAGGUUCUGGUGUAGAAUGCCCUGUGUGUAAAGAAGAUUACAGCAUUGGAGAAUCUGUUAGGCAACUUCCAUGCAACCAUUUAUUCCAUAAUGAUUGUAUAAUACCUUGGCUAGAAAUGCAUGAUACCUGUCCAGUGUGUCGGAAAAGCUUAAGUGGGCAAAACACAGCAACGAAUCCUCCUGAUUUAUCAAGAAUGAACUUCUCCUCUUCUUCAUCCUCCUCUGCUUCAAGUUCACCGAGUAAUGAGAAUUCAACAAACAAUUCCUGAAUUUGAGCAAAAACAUCUAAGGUUUACUGUUUUCAUAUGCAACAGUGUUUGAUGACUACCAUGAAACAUUUUAUAAUUUAAAUUAUUGUAUUAUGCAUGGCACAAAGAAAGCCAGAGUAAAUGGAGUUUUUUAACAAAGAACUCUUUUCUAAAUCUCUACUCGAACAUGAAUACCCACUUUUCCUUUUCAAGAUUUGUUUUAUAGAUUUAACUUCUGGGACCGAUUUAAAACUUUACUUAUCGACAAGCUGCUAUGUUCAACUAUUUCAUCUCACUUGGGUGGAAAAAGCCCUGUGUGCACAUUGCUGUAUUCAUACUGCUGUGAAUUAGCUUAAGCAGUGAAAGAUGGCUGCUGUUCAUUAUUUCACAAAAAUAUAUAGAUCUUUAACCUUUGUAAUGUGUUUUAAGAUUAAUGCAGCUGUUGAACUUUGGGUAUUGUUCAAUUUUAUAGACCUGAAUUUUUGUUGUUCUCAUACUAAAAGGGAUUUUUUUUUUCAAAAUCUUUUUUUUGAUUGGUUGUUUUAUAGAUACUAUGGAAAGCUCAAUGAUAGCCAACAUCUUCCCAUUUUUGUUUAAUAGUAAAUGGGGGGCUGUUUGCUUCAAAUCAAGAGACUGGAGAUGGGACUGUUUGGAUUGGGGUGGGAAAGAAGAUAUAUCUAAAGAUUUAUAUUAAAGCAUUGAAGUGGUAAUUGAUUACGUGCCGACUAAAAAUUCUUUUUAAUGACUAUUCCUUGUGUUGAAUCUGAAAAUGUGUCAAUCAUGGAAGAAGUGCAAUGCCUCUACUGAUAUAAUUGGAGCAGUUUAUGACAGUACAGUUGCCUUACCUUAGCAGCAGCUGGACUAUCAGUCAUCAGUCACUUCCUAUUUUAAAAAGCCAGAUUGGCUCACUGGCUCACUGUAAAGCAUUUUGUAUUAGUGGGUUUUCUGGCGAGAUGUCAAACCUCAGGGUAUGCCCGAAGGUAUGCUUGUCAGUAGGUAACAUACAAUCUUCUCAAAUUGCUAACGCAAUGUUUAGAAAUGUGUUCCAAGCAAAUAACAAGUAAUUUUGUGGAAUUUACUGAGUCUGUUAAUACUGUAUCAACCAUUAAUUGUAUACAAGUUGGUGAAUAAUCAUUUUUUUUAAAAAAAGUGGUGUCCUCCUUGAUUUUUGUGUGCAUACGAUCAGCAAAUCUUCUCUUAAAAGGCAAACCUAAAUGAUCAAUGAUGUGAAAAGUGAUUUCCAACUUCAAUAAUCAUCAUAGUAGAAGCUUCUCAUCCUUAAGCAUCUAGAUAUUUUUUCCACUGACCUUUUAGAAAAUCUAUAUGACUGUGUGUAUUUUGGUAACACAUAACCUGCAGGUAAGAGAUGUCUAUGACUGUACCAUGGUUAUGUGAUGUGAAUUGUCCUGUGCUUUUAACACAAGAUAAGGGUAUACUGUCAGUCUAAAGUAAGGAAUAGUUAAGAGGAAAAUAUGUUUUCUAGUUUAUAAUUCAACAUCUGUCUCUUACAUUUGUUUUAAGCUUGCGUUUUUUUUUAGAUCAAUAUAAGAGCUUUCCUUUUAAUUUUGCCAUCUGCCUGGAGAUCUAGAAUCUAGCACUUGGGAACGUACAACUGGAUCACCUUAGUUCAUGUGGGUUGUUUGCAAAUGGGCUUCAACUAGCCCACAUAGACUUAGUUGUCUGCAGGGUAACACAUUUAAAUCUGAAAAUCAGAUGAGCUGAGUAACACAUGGAAACUGAAAUGAUGAGACUCUAAUGUAGCUGCAGAAUUUGCAUGAAGUUUAAAGUUGCCUACUAAAGAAGAGGCUCUUUUUGGAAAAAAAAUGCUCAGCAGUAAUUUAUGUAUAACACUUUGUCAUGACCUCCAUACAUUUCUUAUUAGAAGGGCAACAUAUGUACAUAUGUCAUUUGUUAAUGUAUAUCUAUGACAAUAUCUGUAUAUUAUUAUUGGGUUGUGGUAUGUGUCAGAUCUUGAUUCCAUAUUUGUAUUUUAAACCAGUCUCGGAGACUUAAAACAACAAAUAUUACUUUAGUUUUGAUUGUGGUGAUUUGGAGCUGGACUCAAAUCUGUGUUCAGGGCAAUUUUGAGGACUUAGAUCUUGGUAACUAAUGCAAGUAUGAAAAGAAGAUUCUCUAUUAAUUUAGCAGUUGGUCCUGAUUUGGUGUUAUUUCUCACCCUACGUAAAAUCUUUAAAAGUAGAUUCUGCAGAAGGAUGACUGCAGUCAUGCAGGUGUGUGAACAUUGCCACUCAAACUUAGAUAAGUGCUUUGUAAUUUGAUUUCUGGCUUUUGUGUUGAUCUCAGCUGUUGUAUUACUCACUGACAAGUAUAUCAAGUAUAUUAUUUUUCCAGCACAUAAUUGGUACCCUGAAUACUUCAAGGCAUCUGAAAAAUAUUUCUGACACCAAUAAAUCUUUGGAAUUUUAAAAAACCUAUAUUCUGCAUUUUGCAUUCAGCACUUUUUCAUUUGAACAAUUUAGUAGACUUAAGACCAAUUCUUUCCCCUUCAUCUACUUGCCCUGAUUUUGAGAUCAUUUUGAAGAUGCGUUGCACAUUAAUAGACUGACUUUUAGGUACAUUUUAAUUUAAAAAAAAUAAAGAUUUACUUACCA